Molecule: messenger RNA, 1445 nt
Organism: Chinchilla lanigera (long-tailed chinchilla)
Lineage: Eukaryota; Metazoa; Chordata; Mammalia; Rodentia; Chinchillidae
Gene: Cnbd1
Product: cyclic nucleotide binding domain containing 1
Exons: 11
Coding region: 44-1432 (462 amino acids)
Source: RefSeq, a predicted model, not a curated record
CUCCCACACAACUUCUCUGAUCGGCUGCCUUCAAGCUGCCAAGAUGCCUAUAUCUAGUGUUCCAUCAGCAAUUUUUUCUCAAAUGAUAAAUACUGGUAGUGUGCCUCCUCCUCCACUUCGCAGCAUACCACGCUUGAAAAUACCUAAGCAAAUUAAUUAUGGUCAGUUGGAAGCAUUAUACCACAUUAGAAGUAUUCAUCACAGCUGGAGUUCUUGCCCUGCUGUAUCAGCUCACAGUGCAAUUAUAAAACAGUAUCCUAACAUCUUCCUGCACAAAAAAACCAGAUUACCUAAAAUUUUGCAACAGGAGCCUAAAAGAAAAUCUAGUGAUGCUAGAGCUGGAAGUCAAUAUCAAAGUGAUGAUUCCCACAACAUAGCUGUUCAUAUUAGAAAAGCUCAUGGUGGCUAUGCUUUAUAUGGAACAAAAGGAUCCAUAGAAACUUUUGAAGAAUUUCUACAUAUUUUAAAGAAACAGCCCGUUAAAAGAACAACACAUGAACAUAACAUUGUGUGGAAGACGCUGAAGACAGUUCCAGACUUAGCCUCCCAGCUAAAUGAUGAACACCUGAAAACACUGAGCAAGAAGAUCGUUUCUGAAACCUGGGUCAAAGGCAGCAUAGUAUUUGGAAACGAUGGAUUUUACGUGAUUUUGAAAGGGUUAGCUCGACCUUAUACAGCAUCGUGUGAAAAUCUGAAUGAAGAAAAUGACCUCCCCGACUCUAUCACACCUCAGAUCAGUGCUGUUUUCGAUGAAAGCCUAAACACCACUCCACCUGCUGAGAUCUUCCUACCUCCAGUUGCCUCAGUGCUGACACAGUGGAGUACCUUUGGAACUCUGGAAGUGACGCCUGAUCUUGAAUUAGAAACACGGCCACUCUCAGUGGUGACAGAAGAAGAUUGUGAAAUUCUUAAAAUCCCUGCAAAGGACUAUGCAAACUUAAAAUUGGAAAAAGCAAAACUUGAAAAUAUACAGAAGAUGAAAUUAAUCCGUAAGUGUCCUUAUUACGAGGAGUGGCCUACUCUAUCCAUAUGUGAGCUAACAGCACUUAUUAAAUGGAAGAAAUUUCCUGCAGGUCAUGUGAUAGUGGAAAGUGGAAAUAUCAUUUCCUUUGUGGCUUAUAUUAAUUAUGGAUACUGUAAAAUUUAUAGAACUAUUAUAGGACUUGUGAAACUACCAUCAAAUAAAGUGAAAAAGACUCGAAAACUUGUUUACAUGGGUAAACUUAAGGAGAAGGAGUCUUUUGGUGAGAUUAGUGUUCUUCUUCAAGUUCCCUUCUCAUGUACAAUCAUUGCUGGUAACGAUGUUGAAAUGGCAAUAAUUGAAGACAAAGAUUUAUUUGAAUUAGAUGAAGUGACCCAGAAACUAAUGGUUCAGACAGCUAAACCAACUUUUGGCCAUCUGACAGAUGUAAGCAAAGUGUUGAAGAUAUAAUAAUUUCACUGAU